GCUUCAACGCUCAUUUUCAAUAGACUCAUCUGGGAUUAGUAUUUUCAAAGUGCCUAAUCAACUACGCCAAACAAAUGAAAAGGCCUAUGAACCUUACAUAAUCUCAAUCGGUCCUUAUCACCGUGGAAAAGAUCACUUAAAGCCAAUGGAAGGGCACAGAAUUCAUUAUCUAAAAAUGCUUCUUCGACGAAGAAAUGAGAAUAGUGUGGCUAGAUAUGAACUGGCCUUGAAAGCAAUGGAAGAAAAAGCUGGGAAAUGCUAUACUAAGCCUCUAGAUCAUAUUGAUGAAGAAGCAUUUAUAGAAAUGAUGUUCCUCGACGGUAGCUUUGUUAUUGGGCUGAUUCGAAGGGAAAUAGGAGAGUCCAGGCAAGAAAUUGAGUAUGUUUGUAGAAAUUUCAAUAUGAAUAGCUUAACACGAGAUUUAUUACUGCUUGAAAAUCAGCUGCCUUUAUUUGUACUGCUGGAGUUGUUUCAGAUGACCCAGAUGUGUGAUCAAGAUAGUGACUUCGUUCAUUUGGCUAUUGAUUUCUUCUCUGAAAUGAUGCCAGGCCCUGGAAUUCAACAUCCUUCGAUAUCUUCCAACAAAAAUAUCAAGAAUCUACCAGGCCUAGUACAUGAUUGCUGGCUUCCUUCAUCUGAUGUAAUAGAUCGUUAUGUCAAUACUUCAACAGAAUAUGGCGAAUGGAAUUUCAUACGCACUGCAAUGGAGCUCGAAGAAGCAUGAAUUGACUUCAAGAAUGUGGGCAAACUGUGUAUAUAUAGUUCUGCAAUGUUAUCAACAAUAAUAAUAAGAGCAAGGAGUCUCAAAGGGGUGUUGUUAAGUCAAAUUCAAUGUUUAAGUCUUGGGUCAACACUAAAGAAAAUUAUAUAUUUUUCUUAAAUGUAACAUGCUGAUGUGGGGGUGUGUCCUUAAUUUUCUGUUCUACUCCUCCAAUUGGAUGCAAGCCUUCUUGAGGGUUCAAGUCUUGUUGGUGAUUCUGGUCAUAUAUCAACUGUUAAAUAAUAUUAUAAUUCGGAA
Rubroshorea leprosula is the source of this 1018-nucleotide messenger RNA. The record is from the annotation of a GenBank genome assembly. NCBI's taxonomy places the organism in Eukaryota, Viridiplantae, Streptophyta, Magnoliopsida, Malvales, Dipterocarpaceae.